UCUGAAAGUUCGCUCUCGCUCAACGAUACGGAUACGGAGCGAUAUGGUACACUUGUGGACUGGAUUACCGCUAAUUCGUUUUUGAUUGCCGCCAGGGGGGAUCGCCAAUGGACCGAUGCAAGGCAGCUGCUACUCCUCUCUGACCAAGGAAACCGAAUACCACCAGCUGGGAUAUAUCCUCGCCAGUCGCAAACAAGAACAACAGGGGCACACGAUCACACCGAAGGAUCACAAAAGGCUCGUGCCAUAUGAAGCAGGGGGUUGUUAAUAGCGCCUCCUGAAAGAACAAGCGACUCAUGCGGUCGUGCGUCGAGACAAAGUGAUCCUGCCGCAAGGAGCAGGACGAGCCGCUUAUCAGCCAUGCGAGGGUAUCGGGGUGGCUAAGGGUUGCAAACACGCGUUCUUAUCUUAAAGCUCUGGCUGUCGGGAGGGUGACGAAAUAGAGCAGAUGUGCAAACAACGGCCCCGAUGACUGAUGACUAACGAAACCCAGCAAUUACAGCUUGAGGGGAGGCGAUAGUUUCCAUCCAGCGACGCGUGCUCGGCACACUCGGAGAUCCACUGAAUAGGAGCAACUUUCGCCUGGGCAAUCAGAAUUGGCCUUUGACUAGGAGCUCCAAAAUUUCCAGUAUUAUAAUGUCCGUGGACAACAGCUUGGGAAUUCUAGACUUCUCAUCGGGUAAGGAGGGUGAGAAAACAGAAAUGACAGCAGCAAACAUAUACAAAACGUCGGAUAAGGAGAACGAUCCGGAUUCCCAUCUUACGGGUACUAUUUUCACCACUGGCGCCACUGCCCAGCCAGCCACGCCCACUACCGCAAAUGCCACCGCCCUACCUGCCACGCCUACUCUACCAGCUGGCCAGGAUUUGGGCGACGGUGCCUGUAGCAGCAAAACUACAGAUGUCAAGUCUCACUCGUACGUAAAUGGCAAUGGCAAUGGCGUGUACAAGAUCAUUAAGACACUCGGCAAGGGAAACUUUGCCAAGGUCAAGCUGGCGAUCCAUGUGCCCACCGGACGUGAAGUGGCCAUCAAGGUGAUCGACAAGACGCAGCUCAAUACGAGUGCUCGCCAGAAGCUGUACCGCGAGGUGAAGAUCAUGAAACUGCUGAACCACCCGAAUAUCGUGCGCCUCUUCCAAGUCAUCGAGUCGGAAAGGACACUCUACCUGGUGAUGGAGUACGCGAGUCGUGGGGAGCUAUUCGACCACCUGGUAAAGAACGGGAGGAUGCGGGAGCGGGAUGCCAGGGUGAUCUUCAGGCAGUUGGUAUCCGCCAUUCAGUACUGCCACAGCAAGUUUGUGGUCCAUCGAGAUCUGAAGGCGGAGAAUCUGUUGCUGGACCAGCACAUGAACAUUAAAAUCGCGGACUUUGGUUUCGGCAACACCUUCGAUCCCAAUGCCCAGCUGGAAACGUUCUGCGGAAGUCCACCAUAUGCUGCCCCAGAACUUUUUAUGGGCCGGAAGUACGCCGGGCCGGAGGUGGACGCCUGGUCGCUGGGAGUGGUGCUGUACACCCUUGUCAGUGGCUCGCUGCCCUUUGAUGGGGGCACCUUAAAGGAGUUGCGGGAAAGAGUCCUGCGGGGCAAGUACCGUGUGCCCUACUACAUCUCGAUGGACUGCGAAAACCUAAUGAGAAAGUUCCUGGUCCUGAAUCCCGCCAAGCGCACUUCGCUUUCGGCGGUGAUGUCCGAUAAAUGGAUAAAUCUGGGCCACGAUGAAUCCGACCGGUUGCGCCCGUUUCGCGAGAAGCCCAUGGAGCUGCAGGAUGCCAACCGGUUCGAUCUACUGAUGAGCAUGGGCCACAAGCGUCGUGAUGUGGAGCAGUCGGUGAAAGGGCAACUGUUUGACGACAUCUACUGCACAUACAUGCUGCUGGGCGUGGCCAAGCCGCGCUCCUCGAGCCGCAGUACGAAACCGGAGGCUAUACCAACAGUGGAUUUAACUUCUCCAUCUGUCAGUAGCCCGCUUCCUAAUAUCACCACGCCUACUGUUACCAUAGCUCAUGUCACGCUUGCGCUGGACAAGAAUCCGCCCAUCCACUCCUCCGCCUCCGUCUCGAGCAGACCCAACGCUCCGCGUUUGGCAAAUGGCCACAAUACGCCCACCUCGACGCCGCCAACGGGACCGCCUGCCAAACCCACACGUCGCACUCCAGCCAGGACACCAGCCCGCAAGGCCACCAACCAUUCGAGUGGCCAAGGACGUCCGGAGCCCUCCAGUCUGCCGCACACCCCACAGUCGAAGAGAGCCAGUGCCAACGUGGAUGUGAAGCCCACGCUAUUGAGCGCCCAGCGACAGUUGGCCCAGACACAAAAGCUGGCUAACACUCCACCACGCUUCCAGUACCCCGUUGGCCAAACUCCGAAUCAAGCCCAGGGGUCCUCCAGGCGACCCACGACCUUGUACGAGAAAGCGGAACCUGCAGUUACUCCACUUGUGGUGCCCAAGUCGCCGGCCAUCGGUGGUCGAUUGCUAGAACGGAUUCCAGGAGCGGGAGCCGUGGAAAAGACCUCCGAAAAACCCUUCACCCGACACAAUGUUGCGCGGGCCACUUUUCAUUUCGGCCAGGCUCGCAGUGGCAAACGGGGCGGUGGAUCGGGAAAUGGCGCAGGCGGGGAGGAGGACAGCUACCAGACGCCACCCUUAUCCGCGGACGACACCAAGCCCGCCUCGCGGGUAGGAUUCUUCUCCAAGCUAACCGCACGCUUCGGUCGGAGGGUAAUUCAUUUGAAUGAAAAGGAUGUCACCGAGCAGCGCAAGAACCUCACCAAAUAGGCAGAUGCCCGGUUUGGUUUGGGGCAUCUCAAGGUGAUAGAAAGAUUGAGUGAUAGAGAAAGUGAUACAGCAGGCGCUGCCCGAUCAUUCUAACAAGCUUAAGUCCAUCGGAAAAGUUGACAAAUCAGUUUGCCUUACAAGUGUGCGGCGAACGCUUUGCUGAGAUUUAGAAAAACUAAUCCUACCAGAAAUGACGGUAGCAAACACUGACAAAACGUCCGACAAGGAGAACGAUCCCCAUCCCCAUACAUCGAAACCCUCUACCGCCACGCCCCCUCCUGCAGCUGCCCAGGAUGUGGGCGGAUGUGUUGAGGGCAGUGGAGCCACGUCGAAUCACCAGUUCCAAUCUUAUGUAAAUGGCAACGGCUACGGAGUAUACAAGAUCAUCAAGACACUCGGAAAGGGCAACUUCGCUAAAGUCAAGCUGGCGAUUCAUCUGCCCACCGGUCGGGAAGUGGCCAUCAAGCUGAUCGACAAAACUUCGUUAAAUACGAUUGCACGGCAGAAGUUGUAUCGAGAGGUGAAGAUCAUGAAAAUGCUGAACCACCCGAAUAUUGUGCGCCUCUUCCAAGUUAUCGAGUCGGAAAGGACCCUCUACCUGGUGAUGGAGUAUGUCAGCGGAGGAGAGCUCUUCGAUCAUCUGGUGAAAAACGGUAGGAUGCGGGAGUAUGAUGCCAGGGUGCUCUUCCGCCAGUUGGUGUCUGCUAUUGAAUACUGUCAUAGGAAGUCCAUUGUGCACCGAGAUCUUAAGGCGGAGAACUUGUUGUUGGACCAGCACAUGAAAAUGAAGAUCGCUGAUUUUGGCUUCAGCACCACCUUUGAGCCAAAGGCCCAACUGAAGACGUUCUGCGGAAGUCCACCGUAUGCCGCUCCGGAACUCUUCAGAGGAAAGAAAUACUCUGGACCGGAGGUGGACUCAUGGUCCCUGGGAGUGGUGCUUUACACCUUGGUGACUGGUUCCCUACCCUUCGAUGGCAUUAAUCUGAGGGAGCUACGCGACCGAGUUCUGCGUGCCAAGUACCGCGUGCCCUACUACAUCUCCAUUGAGUGCGAGAGUCUUAUUAGGAAGUUCCUUGUUCUGAAUCCCACGAAACGUAUUACCUUAUCGGCAGUGAUGGCGGAUCAGUGGAUUAACAUGGGUUACGAGGAAGCUAAUGGAUUGACGCCGUUUCAGGAGAAACCUAUGGAUCUGCAGGAUAUUUAUCGAUUGGAUUUGCUGUCCAAUAUGGGUCACAACCUUCGUGAUGUAGAGCAGUCGCUGAAGAGCCAGCAGUUCGACGACAUCUACUGCACCUAUAUGCUCCUGGACGUUCCCGGGAAAUCGGCUGCUUUCAGGGAUCCUCCCACACUAGCCCCAGCCAGCAGUCGCAUUCGUGUUCCUGAAACUUCUCCCAAUGUAACUAUAAGCCAACUAACCUUUGCACCGGACAAGAAUACACCGAACAAACCGGUCGCCGCUUCCAAUCGUCCCAUGGCUCCACGUUUGGCAAAUGCCUUCACUCCGCCGCCUUCAAAAUUCAUCUGCCGCACUGCCAACAAGGCCGCCAAUCCAAGACGUUCCGAGCCGUCCAGUUUCCCACAACCAGCAUUGCUCAAGAAAGUAGUGGAUGUGAAGCCAACUCUACUGAGUGCUCAACGAAAGUUGGUCGUCAACCAAAAGUUGGCCAGCACCGCACACCACAUUCGGAAUCCCGGUCCGCAGACCCCAAGUCUAGCUCCACCAUCCACCAGAAGAGCCCCGCCUAAUUUCGAAAAGGUGGACUCGACAAGCACUCCCCUGAAGGUGAUUAAAUUGCCAUCCAACUUCCAGACUCCACCAUCCACCAACGACACAAAACGCUCCUCGCGAGUGGGCUUCUUCUCAAAGCUGUCCGCACGCUUUGUUCGGAAGUCAGUCCACAACGACGAAAAGGACAUCGAUGAGCAGCGCAGGAACCUCACUAAAUAGACAGGGGUUCAGCGCAUUCCAAAAGGAUUCUUCCUGCAUAGAUAAUCGCAAGUGAUAUGAUAGCAGCCCUGCCCGAAUGAACGAUCGGCCUAAUGUCUAAAUGGUAUUUUAAUUAAAACGACUUAAAUUUAGUAUUACAAAUAAAUGUUGAUGGACAUGUGUUUGCGCUAAGGUGAUCGUUCUGAACUGAUCUUGAAACUGGACUGUCAAAGCCAUUAAAAUACAUUACAACGAU
Molecule: messenger RNA, 4958 nt
Organism: Drosophila erecta
Lineage: Eukaryota; Metazoa; Arthropoda; Insecta; Diptera; Drosophilidae
Gene: KP78a
Product: MAP/microtubule affinity-regulating kinase 4
Exons: 2
Coding region: 637-2775 (712 amino acids)
Biological process (GO): protein phosphorylation; intracellular signal transduction; microtubule cytoskeleton organization
Cellular component (GO): cytoplasm
Molecular function (GO): protein serine/threonine kinase activity; ATP binding; tau-protein kinase activity
Source: RefSeq, a predicted model, not a curated record